UAUCUCGAGAUACUUACCUAAUUGUUAUAUAUUUUAGACAAGCAUAUUUGUGAAAAAAACAGCAAUUUAUCUGAAAUUAAACAGUUGGAAAUUAACAUAAGUAUAAUAUCACAAUAUUUAGAAAAGUUAAAUGCCGAAUUAGUUUACCUACCCUGUAUCUAACCACAGAAUGUUUUAAACCCACAUGUUACAUGCCUCAUACAUAAUAUACAUGAAGCUUGGUUACAUCCUCUUUAUCUCACUGAUAAAGGGAUGUCGCUAUUUGCAACAUGAUGUUACUUUUCAAGUGCGUUGUUAAAAUAUCGAUUAUAAGCUCUCGCCACGCGCGAAGCAACAGUUGGAUGGAAUCAACAGGCGAGAACGCGCGGCGCGACACUUACAGCGAUUUAUAAACAAUAUUUUAUUUUUUUAAUUUGAUUUUGUGUGAUGAAUCAACCGAGUAAAGCCAGUAAAUAUGUGUGCCCGAACGACAGACAACUUUCUUUGAGAGCCAAACUUCGAACAGGAUGGAGCGCGGCCCGCAGCGAGCCCCCUUUAACAGUCAGCGAGCGAGAAGCCAUCGCAGCAGUCGUCAAAAGAGCCGAAAAAUUAGACGAGAUCGAAGCUCGACGCGUCGGCCGACUAGUCGCUCGACUAGAAGGCAUGCGCCGCUCCGCCCAAGGUCCAGCGCCAAGAUCCUGUCUACUCUGCGGGGAGACUGCUCGUCUGCUAUCGCCCUUACGAACGUGCUCGAUGUGUCGACACACCGCUUGCUCAAAAUGUGUUAUCGACACCCCGCCUCAUAGGUCUCCCCUUUAUUCCAGAGAAGGGUAUAUGUGCAACCUCUGUGCUGAGACGCGAGAGAUGUGGAAGAAGUCUGGCGCGUGGUUCUACAGGUCUCUUCCGAAGUACAUUCUGCCAGAAAGACGGGCCACAGGGCGGUACAACGAUACGGAACUGGCGCGAUCUUUGCAGGACGCCGGGAACAGCAGUAAUGACGGUAAAACAGACUCCGAGCCGGGCUCCCCGCUGAGUGUGCACGCGCCUUCCUUCUCCCGGCAGCCCAGCAACACGGACAGCAGGAAAUCUGUCGCAUCACCGCACGACGUCCACUACGAGUGGAGUGAGACCGACAUCCUCUCCCACGGCUUCAGCGGCCUCAGCCUUCACAGGACUGACAGCCUGACACAACGCCCUCUAGCGUCACUCAAACGCACCAGCAGUAAAGGCAGCGCUUAUAGUCUUCGCAGCGUGAGGAAGGAGUUAUCAAAACCAUCGAGCCAAAUAGAGAGAGCUCCAGCGAUCCCCGAUGCAGGAUUUGGCACGUUAGAAAUACGUUUGGCUUAUGAGAAUGCCACUUCUUCUCUGGCUGUGACCGUGCUGCGCGCGAGGGGUCUUAUUGGAAUGGACAUGACUGGAUUAUCAGACCCGUUUUGUAGGUUAGAAGUGGUGCCUAGAGAAGGCACAUAUUCCAAUAGAUUACGAACAAAAACUGUUCACAAGACGAAAAACCCGGAGUUCAAUGAGACGCUGCAUUUCUUCGGCAUCACUGAAUCCGAUCUCGCGGUCAAGUCGUUGGAGAUCGUGUUGUUUGAUGAUGACAGAUACGGCUGCGACGAAAUGGGCUCCGCGAUAGUGGCUUUACGGGAAUGCGCGAAGUCGUCCACACAGCUGCGGCUCGCGCUGUCCGGCGCCUCGGGCUCCGAGCCCGCCGGCCCGCGGGUGUUACUUGCCUUAUGCUACAGCACGAAGAAGCGAGCCCUCGUCGUCACAGUCUGCAAGGCUGCUGACCUCCCCCCGCAGGACAGCAAUGGAUACUCGGACCCGUUUGUUAAAUUACAUCUGGACCCCGACCCGUACCACAAAAAACACAAGACCUCGAUAAAAUGGCGCAAUCUCAACCCGAUAUGGAACGAGGAAUUUCUCUUCGAGACCCGCCCUACUGAACUUUCCCGCCAAAAUUUGACACUGACAGUUUGGGAUAAAGAUUAUGGGAAACCCAACGAUUUCCUCGGAAGCCUCGUUCUGGGCGCAAGCAGCAAAGGAAGAAGACUAAAACACUGGAUGGAUUGCAUUAAAUUCCCCGACCAUAGACACGAGCAGUGGCAUUCAUUAACUGACACACAACACCUAUAGACUGUCAGAAUUUCCGCAUCUAAAUGCUGAGUCUAAAUGUUAGCUUUGUCUAUGCUACUGUAAAAAAAUGGAUGUGUUCAGGUGCCAAAGAUAUAAAAAAAUAUAUUCCUAAAAAAUAUUUAAGCCAAUUUAGAUGGUAGAAGGUCAAUAAAGAAUUUAGCCGAAAGUAUUUUUCUAUCAUUAAAUAUUAUAUUAUUAUUUUCUUCCAAAUAUAUCCCUUAAUGAAUUGUCUGUUAUAUAGAAUGUUAUAGUUCUUAAUAUAUUUUAAUGUUGGCGUUCGCGUCCUUUAGCAAAUCUUAUGAAAUAAACUAUUUUAUGUAUCAUCACAGUUAAAUGUAGAUUUAGAAGUAUAUUAAAAGUUAUUCAUUGUUAAAAAAUAAUCGCUGGUGUAUUUUUGUACUUAAAUUUCCGGUUUAUUGUAUGUUUGAAAUGUUAUAAAGUAUUAGAAGUUUCCAUGUUUUUGAAUCUAGUCUAAGCGAAAUAACGACUGCCUUUGUAUAGUGUACCAAUCAAUCACUGUAAUAAAAAAUAAAAGAAAACUCCAA
Manduca sexta (tobacco hornworm) is the source of this 2660-nucleotide messenger RNA. It is a transcript of the gene Rph, whose product is annotated as rabphilin-3A. The record is from RefSeq and is a predicted model, not a curated record. The transcript is spliced from 9 exons. Gene Ontology annotation, biological process: intracellular protein transport. Lineage: Eukaryota; Metazoa; Arthropoda; Insecta; Lepidoptera; Sphingidae. Gene Ontology annotation, molecular function: small GTPase binding. Bases 427 to 2115 code for a protein of 562 amino acids. Gene Ontology annotation, cellular component: membrane.